This is a messenger RNA of Trifolium pratense (red clover), 682 nucleotides long. RefSeq names its product deoxyuridine 5'-triphosphate nucleotidohydrolase-like. Gene Ontology annotation, biological process: dUMP biosynthetic process; dUTP catabolic process. NCBI's taxonomy places the organism in Eukaryota, Viridiplantae, Streptophyta, Magnoliopsida, Fabales, Fabaceae. Gene Ontology annotation, molecular function: magnesium ion binding; dUTP diphosphatase activity. The transcript has 2 exons. The record is from RefSeq and is a predicted model, not a curated record. The coding region runs from base 76 to 528 and encodes 150 amino acids.
UCAUCUCUCAACUUUCCCUCUUCACAUACAUUCACACACAAACACUUCCAUUCUCCGUUCUUUCAGUUUUCAAUCAUGGCUAACGUAAACGGCGUCGUUUCACCCAAUUUUCUCCGAGUGAAAAAACUCUCCGACAAAGCCGUUAUACCUACCAGAGGUUCCUCUCUCUCCGCCGGAUACGAUCUUUCCAGCGCCGCCGAUACAAAAGUUCCGGCAAGAGGCAAAGCUCUAAUUCCCACUGAUCUAUCGAUCGCCGUCCCUGAAGGAACCUAUGCCCGUGUUGCGCCGAGAUCGGGUUUGACUUGGAAGCAUUCUAUUGAUGUUGGUGCUGGAGUGAUUGAUGCUGAUUAUAGAGGACCUGUUGGGGUUAUACUGUUUAAUCAUUCUGAUGUUGAUUUUGAUGUGAAAAUUGGUGAUAGAAUUGCUCAGUUAAUAAUUGAGAAGAUUAUUACUCCUGAGGUUUCUGAGGUUCAUGAUUUAGAUUGUACUGUUAGAGGUGAAGGUGGUUUUGGAUCUACUGGGGUUUGAGUGUGAAGUGGAAUGAUUAAUUUUAGUUAACCUUUGUUUUUCAGUAUCUAGGGUAAUUUUCUGGUAUAACAUCUUGUAAGAAUAUUAUUCGUAUUAGUAGUAUUGUGAAAUUUGGAACAAGUAUGAAUGAAGUUGAUUGCAUUUUGAGUUUAAA